AUGGACCUGAAACCUCACAAUUUGUUACUGCACAAAGGCUCCGAUGGGAAAUAUACACUAAAAGUUGCCGACUUCGGGUUCGCGCAGUACUUGUGUUCGGAGCGCGGCGGCGGCGUGCGCGGGUCGCCGCUGUACAUGGCGCCCGAGAUGUUGGCGGGCGCUUACGACGCAAGAGUCGACCUCUGGAGCGUCGGUGUUAUAAUGUAUGAAUGCCUGUUCGGUAAAGCUCCAUAUUCAUCGAACACAUUCAAGGAACUAGUUGAUAAGAUACAGAAUCAGGAGAAGAUACAGAUCCCCCCAAACUCGUCAAUUUCGGCUGGGUGUCGGGAUUUAUUGAGUCGUCUAUUAAAGCAUGACCCUGACGAGAGGAUAAGCUACGAAGACUUCUUCAAUCACGAGUAUCUAGACUUGGAACACAUGCCCAGCAAAGAAAAUUAUGAGAAGUUUCCUUAUUUAUUGAGCGCAUUGAACUUAGCGGCUGACCGCGCGCUAUGUGCGGCUAAACCGUACAGGGUCGAUAACGCCGUGUGUGGUACGCUGCAGGCGGUCGCGUUGAUGUCGCGCGCGGUCCAACUGGACGGUAGCGCUCGGGCGUGCAGCGACGCGGCCGCCCGCGUAGGGCUCCUGCGGGGCGCCCUGGAGUUGUACCGCGCGAGCCUGCGCCACCUCGUGCCCAGCGCCCGCGCGGAGCCCGACGCCGUACGGAGGGGCGCGCUCAGCGAUAAGCUCACCAGAUACAUGGAACGGGCGGAGGAAAUAAAGGAAUAUUUAAAAUGCUUGGAACGGAACGUAUCACCGUCGCUGCCCCCCGCGGGGGCGGCCGCGGGUUUCGGAAACACUGUCCCCGCUAGUACGUGUAGUUAUACGUACGGCACUGUAGAGGAGCCCGCGUGUGCGAGUUACUCGCGCGUGUCGGCCGACAGGAACGGUACUGUCGACAUCACAUGCCGCUCCAACACUGGCCCUGAUAUAUCCGCGGCGCGUGUGCACUCCGCCCAAGUUACAGAGCCCGUUGAUGAAAAACGGCGAGCGAUGCAAGCGGUAGAAGCGAGCGGAGCGAACGAUCGUCCACGGACGCCUCCACGUUUCGGUAUAAAGCGAUUGUUCGGUAAAAUUAGCGCGCUGCCGACUCUGACCAAUAGCGACUCUAGUCUUGCUGAUGACUCAAGUAACAAAGAGAAAGUUGAUAAUCAAGAUGGCGCCAGCGAAGGCUGCCGUAUCACAUAAUGGCGGAUAUUACAUAUUCUCAUGGAGUUACAGAAACACAAGUAUUAUUUCCCAUCGAUGGAUUUGGAUAUCGGCUAAUGGGAGCUCAGUGCGUUGUAUUUUACACUUAUAGUCAUUGAAAUAAGACUGAUUAUAAAGUAUAGACAUGCAUUCGACAGAUUUGUACGUCAGUGACUCUCAAAGUGUGCAAUAUAAUAUUUGUUUUUUACAUUACCUAAUUGCUAUCUUUGACAAGGUGCCUUCAAAUAUUAAAAUAAUGAUUUCCUCUAGAUAUUUUAGAUUUUGGCAUGUAUCAGAGUAUAAAGACAUGUUGUUCCAUCCCAAAAUAAAACACUAUAUAGAUAAUUCCCAAGACAUAUUUUAGCAAAAGAUUUAGAGCUGCUUCAGCACGACAAACUACGCUAAUAGUUGCCUCAAUUCGAUCUCGACGGUUGCUAAGAAGAGAUCGCUUGUAAGUGAUAAACCCGCCAUUUGUAAUUCUAAUAAUUUUAUAUAUUUUUUAUGUUACUUUUAUAUAAAAUAAAAUUUAUGUUAUUAGUUAUCAAUAAAUAGUACGAUUUUAUUUUAUGGGUACCCUGUAAAUAUUUAGAUUUUUUUUAUAAGGGUUUGAGAACCAUUGGUUUACGUGUAACGUAAAUUCAUGAUGCGUGAUACUGUAGUUUGAUCUCACUUGACGUUGUUAAUUUUAAAGGUUUCACAAAAAAGUAACGCUUAGGAGAUAUCCUGAUUGUAUAUUUUUAUA
Diatraea saccharalis (sugarcane borer) is the source of this 1969-nucleotide messenger RNA. The record is from the annotation of a GenBank genome assembly. NCBI's taxonomy places the organism in Eukaryota, Metazoa, Arthropoda, Insecta, Lepidoptera, Crambidae.